Molecule: messenger RNA, 249 nt
Organism: Lipotes vexillifer (Yangtze River dolphin)
Lineage: Eukaryota; Metazoa; Chordata; Mammalia; Artiodactyla; Lipotidae
Source: RefSeq, a predicted model, not a curated record
AUGGGCUGCAUGCUGUUAAACACAAUGUCAUUCUAUUUUGUGUCACUGACAUCACUAUCCACCACAGGGCAUGGGAGCUGCAGGCUUGUUUCUUGUUACUUGCUCAGCCAUGCCCACCACAUAUGUGCACCAAUCCAGAAUACUCAAGCUCGUUCUCUUGUUGCUGCAACAUCAGAGCUGUCCGUCUUCUCAGGCACACACUUCUGCGAUCAAGAAAAAAGAAUUGACUUGCUUCUAGGUCUCAACUGA